Lymnaea stagnalis (great pond snail) is the source of this 18424-nucleotide messenger RNA. NCBI's taxonomy places the organism in Eukaryota, Metazoa, Mollusca, Gastropoda, Lymnaeidae. The record is from the annotation of a GenBank genome assembly.
CCGACCGCUUAUGAACAUAUAUAUUGUAAACUAUUGUUUACUUUUUAGAAUUAAAUUUUCUUAAUAAAAAAAUGACUACGGAGUCUAAGUGGGAUUUCGAUGCUCCACAAUUUGUUGAUUUCACUCAACCAGAUGUCGUCCAGACGUUUUAUGAUGAUACAUGGUUUGACCGACGUGAGUCCAUUUAAAUUUAAAUGUGACAACUAAUAAUAAUUGGAAAGGAUGUUUAAAAAAAAAUGUUUUGUUUACUCUCUAUAGCUUUACAACAAUAUGUGACGUUUUAUUAAACCUUUGUUACAACAUCGCUUAUUACGAGACAAAUUAUUACACAUACCGAAGAUAUUAAUUUUUAUGUUUUGUCAAAGUGCCAGUCCAGUAAUGAUGGGAAAUCUGUUAGUAAUUAUUUGCUGAAUGUGAACAGUGAGAGUGAAGAGUGUCUUGAUUCAUGAUUGAGAUUUGUAUCUCUAACUCAACUUAAAGCUAUUGUAUGGACCGUGAUCACGAAAAUGAAUGGUGAAGAGGUAGAGCAAAAACAAGUUAAAGUUAGACCUAGUUGAAGUUGAGUGCAGCCUUUAACUUUAAAGUACGGUAGUGUUAAAAUCACGUCUACGUCAUUAAUAAAUAGGAAAUGUAUAAAAUCAUAUGUAGGAAAUCAUAAAUGUAUGAGUAUGAUGGAGUGAGUGUGAGUAUAUAGUCAUAGUAUGUUACUGAGUGUGUUAUAGUUAUAAUAUUGACUAUUGUCAUAAAUAAGUAUUAACACUAAAACUAAAGUGGAUUUUUUAGCUAUGGGCACUAUGGCUAUGGCUAUGGCAAUAAAGUUUUAAACCAAGACCACAUAGGUUAGUCCUUCAUUAAGAUUUUCCAGAUGUUUGAGUUUGAAACUUUAAAUACUAAAGUUAGACAAUGAAUUUAAUGACUGACAACUUUCACAUAGUUAACUCAAACCUAAAAUUAGAUUAAGCAAAGGCUUUGAGCAGAUUGUUCUUUACUAUUUUAAAUAUUAAAUUUGAAAAAAGAUGAUCUCAUUAUGAUUAUAGUAUAGUAUAGACCAGUGUUCCCCAAACGGUGGACUGGCACCGGUCCGCAAGCCUUACGUUACCGGUCCAGAGAGCAUGAAUAUUGAUGUUUAAAUAGAAAGAAAAUGUAUUUAAUAAAUCUAGCACCGGUCCCUGGUGCUGUUUCGAAACUUGUCCACCGGUCCGUGAAACUUAAAAGUUUGGGAAACACUGGUAUAGACUAUUCAUAGGCAUAGAUAGGCUGUUUUUUUUCUGCCAUAACACAUAACGGCUAUCUAAAGUAGUUUAAGUUGGUAUAUUUCAAAAUCUAACAUCCCCUUGAUGUCAUGAUAUAACCCUCUUGAGACGCCUGGGCCGAUCAAUUGCUCCAGGUUGUUAUUACCAGUGUUAUUAUUAUGAAUUAUGACAGACCUUUUUACUUUCAUGAUUUUGGCGCACAAUGUACGAUUUUAAGGUGUAUACAUUAUACAUAUUAUUAUAAUGUAUUAUAAUAUUAUAUACUGUAUGUUUAUAUUUAUACUAAUUAAGAUAAUAUAUUGAACAAGUUUGUGAUGAUAUUGUACGAUUUUAAUAGUUUGAAGGUAAACAGGUCUGUUAUGAGGAAAAAGGCAAAAGGCAGAUCAAUCUUCCCAAUAAUUUGCCCAAUAAUAACUUAUUUAUUUAGGAUGACAAUCAUAUAAUUUAACAAAGUUCUGCAAGUAAGACGUGUUUAUUCUAGGGGAUUCGUUAUUCUAGUAUAUGCAUACAUUAUGCAAACCAUGUUAUCUCCUUUGCAUAAAUGUUGAGUUAAUUUUGAUUCAUAAAGGUCGUAUUAGUUCAUUUAAUUCCCUACAAAAAUAUAUGUUUUAAAUUUGUUAAGUAAUAAGUUAAUAUUUUAGAAAUUUUUUGCAAAGUUAUGGCAGGGCUUGUGGAAAGGUACAUAGUCCAAAAGGCUCCAUCUCAAGAGGUUUAAAGAAAACAAAUUAAACAUUUUUUUUCAUUUGUGUCAGACUUUUGCAUCAGACAUUACUUCAUUACAUGGUUGUAAAGUUCUGUUACCUGAAAAGUGUUCUGAUUCCAUUUAAAAUAAAUUGUAAAUUUCGAUUCACUACUGCUGUUGAAAUGUUACUUUUUUCCCCCUCCAGACACAGAGGAUGACGACUUUCGGAAUAUUGGCAUAGAACCAGGUACAUUUUUGUACUUAAGUGCAAUUGUAUGUUAAACGAUUAAAGUAUUUAAGAUAUAUUUCUACUAUUAGGCCUAUUGGUACUUGAUUUCUUUUGCAUAAUAAAUGUUUAAAAUUGAAAAUGGCUGACAAUUUUAAAACUGUAAGAUUUGAUGCUAUGUUUGUGGAAUAGUUGUAAAUUUAUUAAUAGAAGGUUUAUAAUUUCUUAACAUUAUUUGUCAACAUAGCAGAUAAAACUAAAUACUCUACCAGAUGGCAUAUGUCGCUUUAAAUUAUUUUAAUUUCUUUUUUAGCUGAAAAUGGUGUGACGAGACCCAAACAAGAAAAACCACAGCGGAUUUUGAAGGGAGCAGGUAUUGUUUUUAUGUCCAUUUAAUAAAUGUCAACUAGAAGGGACAAUAAAUUUUCAUAUACAAAUGAUGUUAAAUAAACAAUGAUUUUCUAAUAUCAGUUAACAAGUUUGCGUAAGUGCAGACUGCAUAUUGCUGUAUGCUAACUGGUUAGCACAUAUUUUGCAUGGGUUAAGUAACUCCCAUACUGGGUCAAAUUCUGGUACCAAACUGAGGUAUCAAAAUGAUUGGCUUUGACUGUUAUAAUAAUAGUUAGUAUGAAGAAUGAAAUAGGGUUUAAAUGUCACUUACAAGAAUCGUGUAAAGUGUUUAAAUCUGACAAUGAUAUGAGUAACGGUUGGGCAUGCAUUGUAAAAACUUUGUGAAAAGUAAGAAUUUAGCAUAAUUAAAAUAUUUUCAUCCAAAUUGUUGAAAAAUGCCAGACCAUAAGCCGUUUUAGUUAUCAUAAUUGGAGCCCUAUUACCAAAACAGGGUGGAUUUUCUUUUAAGUCUUAUAAUAUUUAUAAAGAAAAUGUUCAUUAAAAUUGACUACACAAAAUAGAUGAUUCGAAUUUCAGCAAUUUAGGACAUUUUCAUAAACCAAGUCAAUCAUAAAAAAAAUAUUUUAAGCAAAGACUGUUUUGCAGAUUAAUUGUAAAAAUACUAAUACUAAGCAAAUACUGAUUCAAGUGACAUUAUAGCUGAUUACUCAUAACAUUAAAGUUAAGCAGUCCAAACCUAAUAAAUAUUGUGCUGUGUAAUUAGACUACACUAAUAGACAUGUUGCUUUGAGCUCUUGUUAUUCUAGUCUUGAAGUUGCUUUAGAACUUAAAGUAGUAUAAUAACUUCUUCAUAGGCCCUGUGCUGUCUAAUGGAGGUGUCAAAGCAGUACCAAUGGAUGUGAGUGAAAGCUCACCAAGGUCAGUUUAAGUACAUACAAACUAAAAAUGUAUCCUAUAUUUUUAUGGCUUAUGUUAGAACAGAAAGUUCAGCUUUUACUUAUUAACUAACCUUUUGUGGCAAUGUGCCACUAUUUGCAACUGCUUUUGGGUAACAUUUUACAUGCGGCAGUAUGGAACAGAUAGGAAUAAGAAAAUCCACUCUCAUAGUCAUAGUGUGACUGCUAUGGGUAACCUCAAGCACGUACACAUCCAUGGUCAUUUAAAGUAACACACAUCUGUGUACUAGCCUUAAAUUUUAUGCUGGUUAUUUACACGCGGGAAUAACCAUCCCUGCCCCGGGGUUGACCCAUGGUCAGCUCAGGGGGCGGGUUCCCUGUGACUGGGGGGGGGGGGGGGGACUGGGGGGGGGGGGGGGGGGGGCGAACUGGGACUUGAGAUGUGUACAUCUUUUAGAUUGUGGUGUGGAACGGAUGCGUCGGGUUGGCGGCAUGUAUGAGAGAUUGUACUGUCGGCUCUGUCAACGGAUUGUACCUUACAUUAAAAAGCUAUAGUUCUCAGACCUGAUUGUUUUAUUGUGAUUUUAUUUAAACUGUAAGCUACGUCACCAUUCGUUUAUGGGGAAAAAUAAAAUUAUGUGUCUUAUACUUGUCCUGGGGCAUCACCAAAAAUUGGCGCUGGGCAGUGGGUUACAUACACCCCCCUCCUCUUUCCUUUGUAAGUAAUUUUUUCUUGCCUGCUUUAAGCUGUCCCUAAAUUCCUCUUAAAAUGAGAGUGAAGAAAAUAAUUCUUUAUUUAUUAGGUAGACACUAUAUGGCAUUAAGUUUAAUCAUUCAGAGUAGCAUCAAUUUUCCCUAUUAACUACCUAUGUUUAAAGAGUACAGCUGAUUAAAACAUUUUUACAUGACUAUUUUUUUUACUAAUGAAAAGGUUUUAAACUUUCUCUGACAUUCUCACAUGUAAACUACAUAUUCACAAAAUGCUGUAUCAUAAAAUUAUUUAAUUUCAAUUCCUCAGACAAAGGGCACAGCCCACAAGAAUGCUUGUAUCAGAAACUCAUGCAGCUCAGACUAGUUCAGUGUAAGUUUCUUUUUUCCUGUACAUGGUUUUAGUGAUUGCUCUAUUGACUUUUAAUCUGAAUUUCUCUAUAAAAAUAAUAUUAUAUAUUAAUAUAUUUUUACUUUUUUCUUCUUUGUUUAAAAGGUGCCCCUCACCUCAGAAACGUAAAAAAUUAUCAGAUUAUGAUCAGUCUGCAGCAGAUCCUUCACAACAUGACGAUAGCCCACCAGAUGAACCUCAAUCAGAUGCAGUAACAAAAUCACCAAGAGCCCAUCAAGACCUUUUGGAUUCACCAGCAGCAAAUACAAGACUGAAGUCUGCCAAUACUCAAAGUCAAAUUUCAUUACCCAUUUCUGACUAUGUUUCAGCAUCCCCUAACAAACGACGACAAAGGUCUUCCUCUGUUACUGAUAAGAAAGUAUCAGGCUCUGCACAAAAGGGCAUUCGCCGCUCACCUCGAAAACAUGUUAGAUCUCCUAUGAAAGCAUCAUCCGGCCAACGCUUGAAUGGUCUGAGAAGGUCACAAAGCUUAAGAGACAAGGGUUUAAGGACAGCUGCCUUGAAUGCAACAAAAAAUAUGGUGGCUAAACCUCAAAACAGUUCAAUGAAUAGUUCAAAGAGCAAUUUGUCAGAGCAUUCUAGUUCUUUAGUUAAUUUAAAUAAAAUUAAGACUUCCGAGGAACUUGAACUUGAAAAAAUUGCAUUAUUACAAAAGGAGGCAGAUAAAGCACGCAAAAUUGCACAGGUGUGUUCUAAGAAUUGUUAACUUUUUAUACCUAUAUAUAUAUAUUUAUAUAUAUUGUAUUCACUGGUAACAUGUUACACUUAUUUCUUGAAUGAAAAUUUUUAUUGAGUUGUUGAUUUAAAGUAAUGUACCUUUUUACUUUUUAGGAUUCUUGUAAAAGAGCAUUAACAGCACAAGGAUACAUACCUGUUAGAUCAACCCAACCAUCUACUCUCCCUUUGGGCUUUCAUUUUAAAACAGAUGAGAGGAUUAAGACAGUAAAUCCCCCAGUCACUGAGCAACGAGUUAAAGAUUUUACAAAAUCAUUGCGAGAGGCUUUACCUGCAUCAACAGUAAGUUUCCUGUCUUAAAAUAUCAUUAACAGCAUAUUAUAAACAUUUGCCUGCCAUAGUUGUCUUUGCCUAAUCUUUAUUCCUGUUUUGUUCCACAUAGUUGUGUUUUUGCCUAGAAAGAAUCUUCUUCUUGUGCCUUUUUACCCCUUCUGGGGCAUAAGCCGUCCACAAGAAUUUUCCAUUCAUCACGGUUCUGUGCUUUCCUUUCCGGUUGCUUCCAGGUGUAUCCCAUAUUUUGCGUGUCUGCCUCUAGCUCGCGUCUUCAUGUAUUCUUUGGUCUUCCUCUCAUUUUCCACAAUAAGAAUAGGUGAACUAUUUUAAUUGUUUAAACAACACAAAGUGAACAUUUAGUAACCUCUUAUUUUACAAUAAAUAACAGCAACUAUGUGUAUAAUAGAAAUUGUGCUUGUUAGUGUAAUUCUCAAGAAUUUGAAAUCAAAUCUGCUUUAAAAUUAUGAAUUAUUGCAUCAUUGAAGAUUCUAAUGUAAAACUUAUUUUCAUUGUUAUCUUUAUAAACUUAAUUAAUACAUUUACUGGUUAGUUUUUAUUUACUAGUAAUUUUUACUAACUUAUAAAUGUUGUCAGUUAUUUGAAAGCAAGUAAUAAAGUUAAAAAUUAUGAGAUGAUGAUGAAAAAGGUCAUAAUUUAUUUAAUAAAAUUUUGAAUUGUAGAAUUAUUAUUAUAUUUUUAACAAGAGUUUGUUUCAUAACAGAUAAUCAGCAGUUUGUCAUCAAAUAACCCCUUCAUACAAUACAGUGUGAGCAUUCUUUAUUUCUUUAGUUACCCACAAGACCAGUGAUACAUGGUUUGACUAAAACACAACCUUUUAAACUACACACCCAAAGGAGUACACCGCAACUUCAUCAGACGGAGAAAUAUGAAUCUGUAGCUGAAAAAGUGGCUGCUUUUCACAAAAAAACUCCUGAUCGCUUUCGGUCACAGCCUAUUGGUAACUCUAAUAAAAUAUGGAUUAUUUAAAAAAAUUCUGUAUUGAAAUUCGCUUAUCUCCUGUUUUUAAAUGAUCACACAAGUCUCAUAAUUACAUUAUAUACUGACAAAGCAAGUAUCGUUUUUAUAAAUUAGUUGUUUUUAACUUUUGUAAAUUUUCAACAGGAAGCCGAGGGAGAUCCCAUUCUGCCUCAAAGUCUAAUAUUUCGGGGGAUGAAAAACGUUUAAGAUCACAGUCCCCAAAACCAACAAUUCCAAAAACACCAGAAUUAUCAACCAGAGGUCGAUCAAGACCGAAUUAUGCAUUGUCCCAAGAGGAAAAAGAAAAAUUAGAAUUUGAGGAACAUCAAAAGUGAGUUGUUUUUUUUAAAAAGGAAAUUAAACAUAUUAGACUUGUUCGAAAGAUGGUACAGAGUAAAAUGUACCAACUAUCAAGGUUUCACCCUUAGUUUAGGGUUGUCACAGUGGAUGUUUUGCAGUUGACUCGAAAGAUCACUGCACCCAUAUUUUGGGGAGUUACAUGGCCCUUUUUUAACUGAACAAUAGCUACUAUUUGUUUAACAUAUGAAACAAAAAAAUUUCUAUUACUUAAAAACUGAAAGCAGUCAUCAUUAACUACAUGAUCUUUAAUAAACUUUAGAAAAACUGGAUUUCCUCUCCUUGAGUGUUAGCAAAGGCAAGGGAGAAUAUUAUUCCCCAACUUUUUUUAUAAAAGACUAAUCCAGACCCAUUUACGUUGUACGAUUUUGAGGUGUCUUUUACGAUUGUACUCUAAGACCUGUUGAGACUACAAUUUUAAGCGACUGUGUUGAAAAUAUAUACGCUCUAGUAGUUUUUCAGAUAAAAAAAAAUAAUAAGUACAUUUUCGGUUGUUUUAACUUUCUUUCUACACCCAGCAGUGAAUGGACUGAGAAAUACUAUUGGCUAGGACCAUCUAUAAUGUUAUUGCGCUUGCCCUUGAUUUAGGAGAUUUUGUGUACGGGUGUAUUAAGGGGGGGGGGGGGUCUAAAUAUUUAAGUCUUAAAAUUAACACAGCCACAUUUUCGUAAUUAUAGUGGUGAUGGUCAUAUUUUUGCUUUGUGUAUUUUCAUAAUUUAUUAACGUAGAAGUAGUUGCUCUAGUGACAAUUUUAGUAAAUCUGGAGCCAUGCUUAUGUACUGAGGGGGUUGGGGGUUGUAUAUUAUUUUGUCUACGGGGAGGGGGGGCGGCACUCGGCAUAUAGUCACAUUAUUACAAAAUUUUAAAUAUUCAUCCUGAAACUCGGAAAGUCCAAAUAUACCAUAUUUAUUUCUCAAAUGCUGUACAACUUUCGCACGAAUGUUUUGUAGGAAUUAUCGUCAUAAUGUUGCCAUGUAUUACAAAUGAACUUGCUAGAUAUACUUAGAUGGUACUAAGUACUAGGGGUAUUACAGUAAUAUUUAGUCCCCCUCAAGUCCAAAGAGCAUUGUGACGCAUAUUUUGUUGGGCUAAAAUUUUCGUUUCCUUUCACCUAUGCCAGGCUUCCUGUGUUAUAUUCUUACAAGUACACUUUGAAAUAGUGAAUACGUAUACAUAAAUAAAAUAAAUUGAUGGGUAAAAUAAAUAAAACACCUAUGUCAGUCACUAAGCGUCAUCUAGUAACUGCAAAGAGUAGUCACUCAAGGUGGUUACUGUUUGCGCCACAACCCCUAGAUGUCACAUUGCAUUAAAUUGGAAAUUAAUUAUAAAAACUUUGUAAUAUCUCUCAAUGCCCCUGUGAGCAUGCAGCAGCAACCCAUUUAUAAAAUAGGGGGUGGAGGUUCCGUUUAAAAAAACCAACAAAAAUGUAUGUAACAGUGGGGAGGGGUAGUAAAUUUGACUUUUGCGUACGUACCAAAACUCUUGUUUGUUUGCUUCAGAGGUGUAUGAUGUAAUGGAGAAAACUAUAUAAUGCAUUCUUCACUGUUCCUCAUGCGCAGUAAUAUUAGAUUUCUACACAUUUGAGAGUCUUUGAAAUCUAUUUUUAGAACACUCAAAAACAGCAUUUUUAAAUUUUUUUUUGAAAUACCAUCUCUUCCUGUCACCUAUUUAUAGUUCUUGGUAGUUAUAAGACUGUAAUAUGUUAAAGGGAAAAAUGCAUACUGGAUAUUGAUUCUUAUUUUUAAAUUUUAAAAAAAAUGCCUUUCUUAAAAAAUAAACCUCAAGCUACUUGUUAGGUUUUUUUUCAAAUGAUGCCCUAAUUUGUUAAUUAAAUCUUAUUUUAAUUUUUUUUUUUGUGUAUGCUUAUCUGACUUUGAGUUUGAACCACGUUACAUUUUAACCAGUACAGGAACUUUUUUUUUUUUGAAGCAGUGACAGACUGGGAUAAUGUGAUCUGCACAGAUGGGAUAAUGGGAUCUGCACAGAAAUUCAUUUUCUCCCUUGCUUGACCCCAUUGUUAAGCAUGGUCAGCAAAUGGUCUAUUGAUAAAAGUCCAGAUCCCUGUUAUUUUGUCGAGUGGAUAUUUUGCACCCAUUUUAAUGAUAUUGUGAGGUUUAAAAAAAAAAAAAAAAAAAGUUAAACCUAUACAGAUUUUUUUUAAUGCAAUAAAACACAUGAAAUACAUUUCAAAAUAGCAAGGAAUUAACAUCACUUGUCAUUAAUAUAUCCAAUGAUAUUGUUUCAAUUUCAGACAACAGUUUAAAGCACAUCCUGUCAAUCAAAAAAUCUUUCAAGUACCUAAAAUUGGUGUGCCUUUAGCUGCACCAAAAUCCACAACAGUUGCAGAGGAAUUUAAUUUUCAUUACAAAAAAUCAGGUUCUCAAAAGGAGGCAGACGCAGAAGAAGAGAAAUAUGAAUUUCAUGCUAGACCCCUUAACCCCAAAAUCCUGCAAGGCCCUGUGGUAAGCUUUAUUGAUGAACGUAUGAAAUAUUGAGAGAGCAGAGAUAUUGUGUUGAUAUUUUUAAACACUUAUUCAAAAUAUUGCUAUCUUUUUAAAAUAAAACAAAACAAUCACUAUUUGCUUUCAGGGUGAUCAAUUUUUAUGUAAGUUGGAUGGAUCUAUAUUGUUUGUGCAUAUAUUUUCAGGGUGUGAAACCUGUGGCCCCACAGCCUAUUACAAUCCCAGAAUCACCAGCUUUUGCCCUUAAAAAUAGAAUUCGAUUACCUCCUGAGCUGACUAUCCAGGUGGGUGUCUUUAUUUCCCUUAUGAGAAAAAUCAUUCUUUUGUCAGUUUAAAGACUAACUUUGUCAAUUAUUUAAAAAAAAUAAUUUUGUGUGGCUUCUGGGAACCUAGCGAUUACCUUCAUUAUAAAUAUUUUGCUACAACUGAUUAAAACUAUGAUGCAUUGUGACUUUAUAAUUUUAUAUAUUCGAUAGGAAGGGCCGAAGAUGCCUGUGAAGGCAAAUCCACCAAAAUUCAUUGGUGUCCCUUUCAAGCCAAAGCUUGCUCAUCAACGCACUGUACCAGAGCCUUUCACUGUUGAGGAAAGAAGUAAAGAAAUGAUGUUACGAAAAGAAAGGAAAAUCCAACAAGUUUAUGAGGAGGAAAGAAAGGUGUGUAAAUAAACCGAUGACCUAGAUGGACAUUAAAAAUAUAUGUUUCCUUUUUAUUGGCGGGAGAACAUUUUAAAUAAUCUCUCUUUCUGGCACUAUAAGAAAAUAUAGUUUAUUUACUCAAAUUUUUAUUUUAAAACAUCCCCAAAUGUAUGAAGGUAUUUAAAUUGUAUAAAACAUAUCCUUCAUAAUUGGGUCAUUCACACAACAGUCAUAAAGUUUAACAUAAACUCAAAUUAUUGUGACCUGCUUCUCUAUGUUUCUAUGCUGAAUCAACAUAAUACAAGUUCAUUUGAACCUAAAUAUAGAAGUCAUAAACAAGUUUAAAAGAGAAGUCGAUGACAAACAAGUAGAGCACAGAUGAUGGUUUAAAGGAUCAUGAAUCAACAUUUAUCAUGGAAACGCCAACAAUUGUUAUAUCGUAUAAUAGAUUUGUGAGACUACUUUUUUGCUGGCAUCCAUUCGUCACAAUGUGACGAUGGAGUAGACUUUGCAUGAUGAAGUGACAAGGCCACGGAUUUUUCUUGAGGAGGAUAAACUGGUUCCCUAGACAGCAAAUCACCUCUCUCCAUGCAUCUGGAUAAGCCAAGGUAACAUCAUAUGUAGAUGAUAUAGCUUGGCGCCAGUAGCCUCGGAGGAGUUGACAGACUUUUCAUUCCUUCAAUGUUAUCUGCCUAUGGGACUCCAUCUGCAGGUUUGAAUUCAGACUUUGCCUUCUGAUAGAUGAGUUGCUGUCCAAGGUUAACGUGUACCAUCCACACGGCUACUCGAGAUCUAUUACUCAAUGUACUACAUUGAAGACGAAAGAUGUGACUUUAUAAUUGGUUAUUGCGAUGGCAAUAAUACCAGUUUUAUUUGUGAUAAAAGUUUUUUUUAAAUAUAUGCUAAUUAGCUGCCUAAGUGAGCUGGAUGCUGAGUUGCCAGGGCAGUUAUUUGUCCAUUGUUGCGAUCAUCCUCCAAUGCCCCCCAUCUAGGAUCUCUACAUUUUGCUCUGUCUCUGGCCUCUUAUUCUUUUAACUCUAUUUCAAUUUAGCCAAGAAAUCUUCAAACAGGAUUUUUCAUUCGUAUGAAUAAGUUAAGAGCUCUAGUCAUCUGACAUUAAAAAUGUGUAACUGUGGCCAAGAAUAAAAUUAAAAACUGAAAUUAAGCUUGCUGUAAACCACGAACAGCACACACUACAUUACACUUGAAAACACCGUCUUAAGAAUCAUAGUUUGACUCCACCUUUGCAUAGUUUCAAAUCAUUUUGAUCUUUUUAAUAGUUCAAAUAUUUUAAUGUUAAAAAAGCUAUCAGUAAAAACAAAGGUUUGCAGACAUAAAUAGAUUUAUUUAAAAAAAAAAAGAAAUUGUCUGAAAUUGGACCAUCAAUUGAAUGCUGAACAAUAUAACACUAAUCAGCUGACUUUUUGGAUUGCUACUCUCUUAAAUUUUGUUAUAUUGAAUGAUGUGAUAAGCACUGAUUAACUCCUGAUGAGGUCAACUUUGAAUUGGAAAAAUACUAUUUUCUAAAAUACUAUUUUCUAAUGGGCAGCAAUUUUGAAGACCAAUUUUCAGAUUUUGAAAAGUUUAAUUAAAUUCAGUUUCAGCUGUUACUUUAGUUUGAUGAAUGCUGUCAAAUUAAUCAGUUUGCCUUAUUUAAAUAAGCCUGAUUUUCUUAAAACAUUAUACUAGCUUGGAAAAAUGGUGACCAGUACGUCGACAAAGAACAUCCUCUUUCUGAAACUUGGCAGCAUCUUUAAGUCGAUGUACUUUCAACAGACCUGUUUACGAUUUUGGCGUACAAUGUACGAUUUUGAGGUGUAAACAUAUAUACUGUAUGCAUAUUUUUUACUCUAAAUAUAAGGUAUUGAACGAUUUUGUGAUGAUAUUGUACGAUUUUAAGAGUUUGAGGGUAAACAGGUCUGUUUCAAGCUUGAAAUCUGGGAUGUUAAAAUUGCUCUUAAUGUUUGGGUUCACAAUGUUAUAAGAGUCAACCUUGUCUUCAGUUACGAACGUUAAGUGCAAGAAUUGUCUCUGACCAAUAGAUGGGAAUCUUGUGGCUGAACUACAUAGUACUUCGUUUGAGAGUUUUAAACCACGGUUUCAAAACAAUUGCAAAGUUUCUCAUUGAACAGCCUUUGGGAAAGAAAAAAAAACUGUUUUUGCUAUCCUAUUUUUGCCUUAAUUGUGAUCAUUCAGUCACUGCAAUAAAUAUGCCCAUUCCAAUUUUAAGAAUAUGGUGAAGAUUUGAAUUUAGGAUUGAGGGCCACAUGUGUGGAUGUAUAAAAAAGCUGUUUCCCCCUGUAUUUGUCAGUUGCCACCAGUUCAUUUUUGUUUCCCUGUGUGUCCAUUUUAUUUUUAUGUUUAUUAAUCUUCUUAAAUAUUGGUUGUUCAAAGAUUUGAUUUUAUGUUCCUCAAUUUUUCACUUGUAAGUGGCAGGAGUUUCUGUAUGGUAGAGCUACAAAUUCUUUAAAAAAUUUAACUUAUUGAGUUGAAUCUCUAAAUAUUCUUAACAUUGCUAUACAGAAAUCUAAGUAACAAUUUGACAUCAAAUACCUUUGGUUUAAUGAAAUUUUGCAUUAGUUCUAAGUAAUCUUAUAUUAGAUAAGUUACAUUAAUUCUAAGUAAUCUUAUAUAAGAUCAGUUAGAAAAAUUUACAAGUGUUGCCGAUCUGAUCAAACUAUUCCUGCAUUCUAUCAAAGAAGGCAAUACUGGACUGGCAAGCUGUAGUUGGAUAAUCCUGCACUUAAAAUAAACUUAAAUCCUAUUUGUACCUUUAGGCUCGUGAGUUCCAUGCUCAGGACUUGCCUAGCGAUAGUCCAGAUCAAUUGCCACCCAAACAGCUUCGCCCACCAACACAGCCAGAACCUUUUCAACUUGAAGUUGAUGAGCGGGGUCAGAAAUAUCAAGAAGAGUUUAAAUCGAAGGUUAGUUUAAUUUCAAUUGUUACAAUAACAAUAGUUCCUUAUUUUUAAAUUAAAUUUUAUUUGCUCAUUUUGUAGAAUUGGCAGCUCAGCGUAAAUCUGUUCAUUAUUUACUAAAACUAUUAUUAUAUUGUUAGAUGCUUAUUUCAGUUUGGGGAUUCUGGUCAUGAGUUAUGUAUGUUAUACCCUAUAAAUUUUAAACGAAAGAAACAAAAUGAAAUUUAACAAGUAUAUUUAUUAUGCAUGUAAUCUAAAGCCUGCUCAUUUCCAAUUUGCAUCCUCCAUUUUUAAGCAGAUUGAGGAGGAGGAGAGACUUGCAAGAGAGGCCGCUCAGUUUAAAGCAAGACCAAAUGAAGUUACUCACAAAGAACCCUUCCAGGUCCAGAAGUCUGCUAGGCCACUGACAGGUUUGAGCACUAUUAGAAUUCAUCAAACCUUGUUUUAAAAAUAAGAAAUAUGAGUUUAAUUAAUGUGGGCUAUUUCAUGGUUGGUAAAUUUGCAAGUUACUUAUAUGAUUUGGUUAAAUCUUAUAAAAUUAUUUAGAUAUUGUUUUACUUUUACCUUGUCCUGUGCAAACUGAAGUCCAGUAUAACUGCAAUAGUUUUCUUUUUUACAAUCUUACGGGGUACUUAAAUUAAAUUUCUAAAUUGCAUUAACUCCCUAGAAAUAUAUGUUGUUUUUUUUUCAAAUUUUUUUUUACACACUGAUAUAAUUAACCCCGGUAUUUUAAUAUUUCAGAGAUCAAUGGUUUUGCAAUGAAUACAGACCAGAGGGCUGUUGAGCGAGAGCUCUUUGAUCAACACAUAAAGGCCCGAGAGGCGGAAAUUGAGGCCCUUAAAAGAGAACGAGAAGAGCGAAUAGAACGGGAACAAAUGGAAGCCGUUGCCCGGUUAAGGCAGGAGGCUGUUCACAAGGCAUCAGGUGUAAAGAAGUAAGUUCAAAGCCAAAUUAAAAUAUUUCUGUUAAAUUUUAGUUGUUUGCUUUGUAUUAAAAUUUUUAAUUUUGAAAUUCUAUAAUAAUUUUUGUUUUGAUAUACUGUGCCAAACUACAUUUUUAACCCCUAAUGCACCUAAAAGUUGUGAACAUAUAGGGGAAAGGUGUCAAAAUUUGUUUCUCUUGUCAAAACUUGUGUCAGUAAUCAUAUCAGCUACAUAGAUAACUCCUAGUUUGUUAACUGUAAAUGUCACAAAGUCUUGGGUGUAAUUGAAAGAGUAACGAUCAUGUUUCUAGACAGAAUUUCCAGAUAGUAGUGCACCGACUUUGGAAGAAGUAGUUCUGUAACAUGCACCAAAACGAUGAAAAAAUCAUUACCUAAUAUUUUUUUGUAGGAAUGAGAAUGGCAAAGUGAUUUUAAGUGUAUACAUUGGCAUCUCUUGACAUGGCUAAAACAUUUGAAUGGGUGGUGCCAUCACAACAGUAACCUAUCACAAGUCAUGUAGUAAAGUGUGACUUAAAUAUUUACAAGACAUGUUUAUGCAGGAUUUGUUGGUCUAGGUCAGGGGUCACCAACUUUUUUUCAUGGCGGGCCGGAUAACGCUUACAAUGCCGAGCGUGGGCCGUAUAAUCAUUCUGUACAAUACUUGCAAGCCAGAAUAAAAGCUCUGGGGAAAAAGACAAAAAUCUAAGUUUAGUAUUCCAUGUUAAUCAUGCCUGAGUGGCGUACAAUGUACAAAAAGCAAAGACAACCAACAUAUAUAUUUACCAGAAAAGUUAUGAAAGAAGGCAACGUUAGCAAAAAGAUAGUUACAUCAGACCUAGAGUGCAUCUAUUCGAAUCUCACAAACUGAGCAGCAAAAAUGUUUAGUGAGAUUUGUGAAACUGACGUUUGGCUUUCAAGAUAUCAUCAAUGUUUGGUUUGGAAUUGCUGCAUCCAAUCAAGAGAGUUGCUUUUAAAUGUUUAUCAGUCCCUCUCAUUCAAUAUGAUUUCACAUACUUCUUUUUUAAAAAUGUUUGCUCAUAGACAAAAGUUAUUCCAUGCAUGCUGCAAACGGAUGCCGACUCUUCCGUUAUCUGAAAGUCCAAAUUGACACCACAAAUAAACAGGAAAAUUUGUAAGAGAUACGUAGACUCAUCCAGUGCCAGAGAAUACCACAGCAAGUUCCUAGCUUUCUCGCAUAUCUGUAGCACUAUGUUUACUCCAAGUUCUUCUGUUCUCCGCACAACUGAACUUGUUGAAGGGAUGUUAGUUCCAACCACGGCCAAAACCAUUUUCAAUGUCCCCUUAUAUUUCCAACACACUUUUUUUUUCACCCAUUUACAGUUUGUCGUAGUAUCAGACGACAAUAUAUUAGUGGUAAUAGGCUUAAUGGAAAUUGAUGCUUAUUUUAUAAUUUUUUUAAACCAGCUUUUCCUAAAGACAACCUUACGUUACUUAGUAUGUUUUCAAAGUGAUAUUAUCAUUUGUUAAUUAAUUCUUAUGUAAAUACAUGUUUUAUCCUGAUCUGAGUUCGAGUUUUAACCACGUUAAAUUUCUCCAGUAACUUUAUUUUUACCAGUGAUGGACUGCAGGUCUGUUUACUCUUAGGAUUUUGGCGUACAAUGUACGAUUUUAAGAUGCAUACAUUAUAUAUUCUGUAUGUUUACAUUUUACUAUUAAGAUAAUGUAUUGAACGAUUUUGUGAUGAUAUUGUACGAUUUUGAGGGUAAACAGGUUUGAGACUGAUAAUAUGAUCUGUAUGUCCACUCAGUAUAAAUUAAUAUCUAUACCAAAUACACGUCUGCAAAACAAAGUGACCGCAGAUGUAUUAUAAACGUGGUCAUCUACUUUUAGUAGUUAACUUUUUUUGACGCCAGCUUAGCUCGAUCCCACUAGGCACUGCGAUGCGAGUAGUUAUUGUAUUCAUUAUAUAUACUGUAUGUUUAUUUAUUUACUAUUAAGAUACCGUAUUGUGUGAUUUUGAGACGAUUUUAGGAGUUCGAGAGUAAACGGGUCUGUUAAAUAAACAAGAAAAUCUAGAUACAAUUAUUUUAAAUUGAAAAUAGUAAAUUAAGGCGCAAAGCAGCCAGGAGGUCUCAGCAUGUGUGAAUAUCUCCUAGUAUUCUAAAUAUAAUAUUGUAAUUUAAAUUUUAUCACAAGGUCUCAUGUUUCAUACGUUUUAUCAACCAAGUUUAAGUACCAUGGGCGGGCCUGAACUGGCUUCACGGGCCGGAUUUGGCCCGUGGGCCAUAAUUUGGUGAACCCUGAUCUAGGGGUUAGGCUGACAUAAAGAAACACAAAUCAUUAUCAAAAAGAUUUAUUCCAUAAAAAAUUUAAAGUACAAAACUUGUGAUUUUUAACAUAGUGCUAGCCAUAUUUUGUAGGUUAUGACUGGUAAAUUUUUCUUUUGUUUUCCAAUAAAAUAGUUUUUGCAAGCUAUAUAUUUAUUUCUAAUUUUUUUAAAUUACUGAAGUAUUAUAAGACACCAGGUUCGUUAUGGAAUUCAACAAUCAGGAUAUAUUGAUAAUAAAAUGGGGUUAAACUACAAUUAAUCUGGAUUAUCAACACUUUUCUGUAUUAUACCUGGGUACCGAAAUGUUGGUCACCUUCUGUGGAGGUGCACAAAAGCAAAUUAGAGGAUCCAAAUGACAGCUACAUGCUUAUUCAAAAUACUGAGAACAACAUGUGAUUGAGGACCAGCACAAAAUUUAGAGGCAGUUUAGGACCAGCAUGGCCCCCUUAAUGUUGUAUUUUGUUGGAUUUCUGAUGUUUGCUGAUAAUGAAUUUAAUUUGAGUAUAUACUGGCAAUUACCCAAAUGUACCUGAUCUCACAUUUUUUCUUUUUGGUGACAACCAGUUUUGGGAUCACAUGACUGUAAAGUACAGUCUAUUAUUUAUUUCAAACAGUUUAUGUGAUUUUAUAUUUUAUUAUAUAUUUUAUUUUCAAAUUUUUCUGGCACAUUCAUUUUUUGUUAUUUUUCUUACAUUCACUUUUAUUAUUUGUUGGUAACACACUUUUUUUUUUGUUCGGUUACUUUUUUGCUAAAGUCUAAGAUUACCCUUUGAGAAAGGAAUUUUGUUCCCCAUUUACCUUUUUUUAUCUAACUUUCACGUCCAAUUUAAAAAGAACAACUUACUGUAUGUUCGUUACAGUUUAUCCACACCUAUUUACCAGAUGAACGUGAUAUGCAACCUAAGUCGUUUGUCAAGAUACUCCUUUUCAUAACUGCUAAAAUAGUUCAUUUCCAGUAAUACUUUUAUCGGUAGUACUAUGCUUGAUAACAAAAACUGUACAUUUGCAAUGUGGUGCUUCAGAUUUUCUAAUUUACCCAUUUUUUGUUCUCCAGAUAUAAACCAGUUAAUGUAAAACCAAGUGACAAGCCAUUGACAACUGCACAAUCACCAAGAUUCUCUGAGCGACUUAGAUUUAAACAUGAAACAGAUUUAUAAAAUAAUUAAUUUACAAUGUUUUAAUAUUUAUAUAACGUGUACCUUCUGCACUUUCAUGGUACCGGUAUGUGGCUUUUUUUUUGUAUGAAUGUGAAGGUAAGUUAAUUAGUGGAAAAACAUGAGUACAUGUGUAUGGUUGUUGUCACUCAUUUAAAAAUUAUCCUGGUAUAGUGUAGAGGUGGGCAGCCUAAAACUUGUAGGUCACAUUAUGGCCUGCAGGACCAUCCAGAAACUGAAUAAAUAUUUUUGUAAAAUGUGCCAACUGUAUAUGAUUUCCUGGCAAGUAAAAAUAACCUUCAUAAAUAAAAUAUCUGUAAAAUUGUGUAACUAUAAUCAAAAGCCCUUUUAAAAUUAUUCCUCUAGGGUUAUUAUUUUCAAAAUCAAUUUGAAUUUUCAAAGCCAUUCUUCAAUGAGGAAUUACUUGACCAUUCAUUCUCUUCGAUUUCUAGAUAAUUAUUAUUUGGCUUGCUAAAGAGUUAUCAUUCCCCUGUAACCCUCUGCAUGACAGGUUGCUCACCACUGGUUUAGUGUGUAUAUAUGAAGGAUAAUAUUUUGCCAUGAGGUAAGCAGUUCAGUUACUUGACUUAACUGAUGUCUUCCAUUUAUUUUGAAUUACUUUUUAAAAUUAUUUUUUUUUAUCCGUACAAUCUGUUAGGACUCUUAUUAUUACUGGUCCGACAAUUACUCAUGUUUUAUGUCAUGUAAAAUCGACAAUUAUAAUAAUAAUUGUUCCAUUUGCUUACUUUUGUGCUCCCAUAUCUUUCAUAUUCAUAAACAUUUCUUUGUUUUCAUUUUUGUCUUGUAUGUCUACUCUUGAAACUAUUAAUAAAAUUCUCCUUUUAAAAUUUGAUCAAAGAGAUGUCUAUUCACAAACUGCAGCUAUGGUUGUAGACAUUAUCAAGCUAAUUUUUUCUAAUUGCUGAUGGAUGAAAGGUUUGGAGAGACGUACAAAUAUUUUUAUUACUUAAAAGAAUUUUAAUGAGUAGUUGCAUGUUGAAGUUGGUCACCGAACUAAAUAUAUUUUUUUCUCCAAUUAUGACUGGGCUGUCUGUAAAGGAAAUGAAAUACACAUAAAUUUUAUUUCAGCCAUCUGAUCCUUUUAUCAUGUCAUGCAAAUGGAACAGCUGUAUAGGGAAAACUCAUUACAUGUUAUUGUGAAUAAAAUUAAA